Molecule: messenger RNA, 1071 nt
Organism: Rotaria sp. Silwood1
Lineage: Eukaryota; Metazoa; Rotifera; Eurotatoria; Philodinida; Philodinidae
Source: the annotation of a GenBank genome assembly
AUGCCACUUCGAACCUAUCUAUACAAUCGAUUUAGCGCUCAAAAAUUUCGACUCAAUGGCAUUAUGCCAUCAGUUAACUUGCCAUCGAAAGAAAAUUUGCGACAGUUUUUUUCCGAUCAUAUUCUUCUUAAUGAUGACCAACUUCCACCAAAAGUUGAUCUUCGACCAGAUAUGACACCUGUUGAAAACCAAUCAAAAAUUGGUAGUUGCACGGCUAACUCACUUGCAGGAGCCUACGAAUAUUUGAUGAAAAAAGCGACUGGUUCAUAUGUCGACGUGAGCCGUUUAUUUAUUUAUUAUAACGGACGAUUUAAGAAGGAUCCGAAUGCUCCGAUAACUGAUAACGGCUGUUCAAUGACAAAAGCUAUUGAAGCAUUAGAAGAGUAUGGAACUUGUUUUGAAUCAGUUUGGCCGUACAAUAUAUCAUCUGUUAAUGUAAAACCUUCUGAUGAAGCUUAUGAACAAGCUAAAGAUUAUCAAAUAACAGAAGCGUUGAAAAUAAACAUAAAUUUAAGUGAAAUGAAAGCCUGUCUUGCACAAGGUUUUCCAUUUGCAUUUGGUUUACGAUUGUAUAAAACCUUUGAUAAAGCUGCAGCAACUGGUGUUGUACCGAUGCCAAAUGAAACUGAACAAGGUCGAACCGAACACGGCAGACAUGCGAUGUUAGCUGUCGGCUAUAGCGAUCAAUCAAGAGCAUUUAUUGUUCGAAAUUCAUGGGGAGAAAAUUGGGGUGAUAAAGGAUACUGUUAUAUUCCCUAUGAUUAUUUGACUAAUUCAGAUUUAUGCUUCGAUGCAUGGACCAUUCGUCAAGUGGAAAAUGAUGAUUUAGGUCAUGAUUAUUGGGAUCAUGAUGAUCCUAUUGAUUAUCAAAUGAAAGCAUUAGACGUUGAUGAUAAUGAUGAUGAUCAUGAAAUUCAAGAGGUUGAUGAAGACGAUGAAAGUGAUGAAAGCGAACGUGAAAACAGAGGCAGAGGGCAUGGAAGAGGAAGAGGAAGAGGCAGAGGCAGAGGCAGAGGCAGAGAAAGAAGACAUGGAGGCAGCAGUGCAUCAAGCAGCGGUUCAGAUGAUUGA